AUGGAUCGUUUGAAGAAGAAGAGAUCAUCGGCACGCGCUCAGAAUACCAAGAUAAUCAACGAGGCGACAGCUAUUUUGGAAAGCGACAGCGUCGAUAGAGCGACAAUCAUCGCAUUGAAGGAGCGACUGACAUCCAGCAAUGACAAGCUGAAGAAGGUAUCGGACGAAAUGCAAGAUCAAAUUCCAACAGAGGAGCUCGCGUCUGAAUACGCCGCAGCAGCAGACUACGAAGACCAAGCAGUAGCGACACUUGCACGCCUACAGCACCGAAUCGAAGACAUCAACAACGCGCCGAGAGCCGUCGACGCUGGAAAUUCAGCAAGUACCGUCCAUGCUCCUACGAAUGUCGGCAAUGCACAUAUCGGACCCCGCCUACCUCGACUGGAGAUCAAGCCGUUUAACGGAAACAUACGUGAGUGGACGGCUUUCUGGGAGCAGUUUGAAGGCACCGUGCAUUCAAAUGCGACACUAAGCGAGACGGACAAGUUCCAUUACCUUCGGAAUUUACCUGAGAGGAGAAGCUGCUGCAGGAAUCGCUGGAUUUGCGACUACAAGCGCAUGCUACGGAAAUGCAGUUCAGCUACUCAAAGGCAGAUAUGGGGAUAA
Messenger RNA from Rhipicephalus sanguineus (brown dog tick), 606 nucleotides. RefSeq lists its product as uncharacterized. The record is from RefSeq and is a predicted model, not a curated record. The coding region runs from base 1 to 606 and encodes 201 amino acids. Lineage: Eukaryota; Metazoa; Arthropoda; Arachnida; Ixodida; Ixodidae. The transcript has a single exon.